Messenger RNA from Equus quagga, 3198 nucleotides. RefSeq names its product MINDY lysine 48 deubiquitinase 4 (gene MINDY4). The record is from RefSeq and is a predicted model, not a curated record. NCBI's taxonomy places the organism in Eukaryota, Metazoa, Chordata, Mammalia, Perissodactyla, Equidae. Gene Ontology annotation, molecular function: K48-linked deubiquitinase activity; cysteine-type deubiquitinase activity. Gene Ontology annotation, biological process: protein K48-linked deubiquitination. The coding region runs from base 498 to 2786 and encodes 762 amino acids. The transcript has 18 exons.
UCGGCGCCAAGUAAGCAGAGUCCUGGGCCUCCCUGCCCCAGGCCAGCCAAGCUCAGCGGGCCUCAGGGAGCCCAGGAGCGGGCUGCGGUGCUGCAAGUCGACCUCUAGGGGCCACUUCACGUGGGUUUCCUCCUCCAGGAAUAAGGAGGCAGGCCCCCUCCCCAUUUCACAUCUUGGGAAAUGGGUACUCAGAUUGGGGCAGUGACUUGUUCCAGGCCACCCAGAUGGACAGGACCAGAGCCAGGACCACGGCUCGGCCCUUGGGCUACACGGGGCUUAGACUUACUAGUUCUGCCUCCCGCUCCCAGAAGCGAGUUUGAGGACGCUCCUCCCCUUCCCUCCCACCUUCCCGGCCCAGCCGCCGGCUCCCAGGGAAGAGGAGGAGUUCUCGCCGGCUCUGAUGACACCGUCGCCACGGCAACGCGGCCAUACUGGCCCCAACGGACCCGGGGGCCUGGGGCUGCGCUGGCUGCGGCCUCGUGGGCAGAACCGGCAGCAUGGACAGCCUCUUCGUGGAGGAGGUGGCCGCCUCCCUGGUCAGGGAGUUCCUCAGCAGAAAGGGCUUAAAGAAGACGUGUGUGAUCAUGGACCAGGAACGCCCGCGCUCUGAUCUCAGCAUAAACAGCAGAAACGACCUCCGCAAGGUUUUGCAUCUUGAAUUUCUCUACAAGGAGAACAAAGCAAAGGAAAAUCCUCUAAAGACAAACCUUGAACUCAUUACCAGAUACUUUCUGGAUCACUUUGGAAAUACUGCCAUCAAUUUCACUCAAGAAACAGCAAUACCUGCACUCUCGAUUCCAAAGAAAAAUAACAGAUUGCCAUUGAGAUGCUCAGAGACCACGCUGGUGAAUAUAUAUGACCUUGCAGAUGAAGAUGCAGGAUGGAGAACUUCAUUGUCAGAAACAAGCAAAGCCAGACACGACGAUCUUGAUGGGGAUAUGCUUGGUAACUUCGUGUCAUCCAAAAGGCCCCCACACAAGAGUAGGCCCAUGCAGACUGUUCCAGGUGGAAGCCCUGCUGUGGGCCCUGCGUGGGAGAAGAUGGAAAAGCUUCAGUCGUCGGAGCCUGCCUUGGAUACGAAGAGGAUGGGAGAGAAGGUCAGGCCGAAACCUGGCCUGAUUGUCCGAGGCAUGAUGGCCGGGCCCAUCGCCAGCUCCCCGCAGGAUCCCCUCCGCAAACGCUCCCUGAGGCGGUCCCCCGCCUUGAGCAGCAUCACCCACUCCCACGAGGAAGAGAGCCCCAAAGCGCCCGAGCUCUCCCACCGCACCCCAGCCUGUCCUGCCCCACAGGAGGGCCUGGCGUCCAGCCCCGGCUCCAACUCCAGGAGCCCCCAGGGCCCGCUCAGUGAGCUGAUCCCAGAGAAGCGGAGAACGGCGCCUAGCAGCCCUCCUCACCUGCCGAGCAAAGGGCUGCCCCAGAGGGGGAGCGGCAGGGGCAGAGACCCUCCAGAGGACAGCCCCGCUGUGGACUCAGAGGCCGACAGGACGCCCUUGAAGUUCUCCUUGCCCGGCGGGAAUGCCAGGACAACCCAGGAGAGGCUGGAAAGAGCAUUCAAACGGCAGGGGAGCCAGCCCCCGCCCCUCAGGAAAAAUCAGCUGCCAGUGUCCAACAAGGCCGAUGAUGAGCUGGGAGUCCUGCAGCUCGAGGAUGUGGAGGAUGAACUGGUAAGGGAAGAAGUCCUCCUGUCUCCAGUCCCAUCCCUGCUCAAGCUGCAGACAGUGUCAAAGCCAAUGGACCUCUCAGUGGCAAAGGACCUAAAGACCCUUCUGUUUGGUUCCAGCUUUUGCUGUUUCAAUGAAGAAUGGAAACUUCAGAGUUUUUCCUUUAGUGACGCAGCCUCGUUAAAGUAUGGCAUUGUUCAGAACAAGGGGGGUCCCUGUGGGGUUCUGGCAGCUGUCCAAGGCUGUGUCCUACAGAAACUCCUGUUUGAAGGAGAUAGCAGAGCUGACUAUGCGAGGCAGCUGCAGCCUUCAAAUGCCCACAGGACCCACUGCCUCGCCCUGGCCAUUGCGGACAUUGUGUGGCGGGCUGGGGGCCACGAGAGAGCCGUGGUCACACUGGCUUCAGGAGCACAGCAGUUCAGUCCAACAGGGAAAUACAAAGCAGAUGGAGUCUUAGAAACACUCAUACUCCAUAGUUUGACCUGCUAUGAGGAGCUGGUGACUUUUCUUCAACAGAGCAUCCAUCAGUUUGAAGCGGGCCCCCACGGAUGUGUCCUGCUCACCGUGUCGGCCAUCUUGUCCAGGUCCACGGAGCUCAUCCGCCAAGACUUCGAUGUCCCCACCAGCCACCUGAUUGGAGCACAUGGAUACUGCACACAGGAACUUGUCAAUCUGCUCCUGACCGGGAAAGCCGUGUCCAAUGUUUUCAACGACGUGAUUGAGCUGGAUUCUGGAAACGGGAACAUCACGCUCCUCAAAGGCAUUGCUGCGCGCAGCGACAUUGGCUUCUUGUCUCUCUUUGAGCACUACAACGUGUGCCAGGUCGGCUGCUUCCUGAAGACCCCGAGGUUCCCCAUCUGGGUGGUGUGCAGCGAGAGCCACUUCAGCGUCCUCUUCAGCCUGCAGCCGGAGCUCCUGCGAGACUGGAGGACAGAGAGGCUCUUUGACCUGUACUACUACGACGGCCUGGCCAACCAGCAGGAGCAGAUCCGGCUGACUGUUGACACCACCCAGACAGUCCCUGAGGACAGAAACAAUGACCUCGUCCCACCUCUCGAGCUCUGCAUCAGAACCAAGUGGAAGGGGGCGUCGGUGAACUGGAACGGCUCAGACCCCAUCCUGUGACCCUUCAUGUGGGUAAGCCCUAUGGCUCACCACUCAUCACUGCAGGUGACAGCUGAGCCCCAGGUGUCAGGGACAAGUCUCUCAGAAGAGUGUCACCUCACCUGGGCCCGCACUGCUGCAGAAGCAUCCAGCACCUCCCUGCUGCCUCCACGAAGGGUCCCCCUGGACUGUGGUGAAGGUCGGGGGUGCUGAGGUGCAGCUCCCUCCUGGCUGAGCUGUGACUGCCAAGGACUGGAAGGAGGCUGGCCAGCAGGGCCUUUGCCACCUUUUGUCUGCCUCCCUCCUUUGUACCCCACUGGGCUGUCCCCUUGCCGAGCCUCUGAUACAGUCGGCCCAGGGACCCUCGGCGCAGGGACCCUGAGCACUCAUUAUUUCUGGCAGUUGGCUUUCUAUAAAACAGGAGUCAAACCCA